AUGGAAGGAGAAAGCAAGGCAGCGAAGAGGAAGCUGCUCGAGGAGCGUGCCGACCUGCGCGCCCAGACGCAGUACAUGGUCCCCACCUACGAGGAGCUCACCGAACGGUAUGAGCAAACGCUGGCGUUGAGUGCGAGCACCAAGUCGAUGACGGACCUCUUCUCCGUGGACCGCCUGCUGGAAGCGGGCGUGUUUGCGCACAUGCUCGAACCCAUCCUGGACGACGAAGACGACGAAGGGAUCAGCGACGACGAGGGCCUCUUCACGCUGACCGAUCAGACCCCCACCGCAGAGAGCCUGGCUAGGAGGAGAGCGGAGCUCACCUGGAAAGGGGAGAUCACCGAGAAAGUCUACCGGGCACUGCUGAAGCAGCACAAGACCGAGCGACGGCUCCGUCGUCUGGCUGAGCAGGGGCGAUUGCUUGAAGAUGGCCAGCGGGAGCUCAAGAGGCUCAGGGUCGACUCGUUCUUGGACGACAGCAACAAAGAAGGAGGCGAAGACGAAGAAGACUCUGCCCUGCUGCGUGACCUCAAACGGCGCUUCGGCAAGCCCAAGCGGUACAAGCGAAUCAGUCCCUCGCGCUACGUCCUGUCACCCAUGGGCGACACCAACUUUUACAUCGAUGCCGAGGACGACUACUUUAGUUACGAGCAGGCCGCGCGCUACGGCUACGCUGAGGAGGGAGGAAAGUUCAGGGAGAAGCCACACAAGGGGGACAAAUAUGCUCUGUUGGAGCUCGCCCACUUGCCGCCGGAAAUGAACAAGGAAGAGUUCGCCCGGGCCUGGACACAGAUCGUCAAGCGGGACAUGCCACGCGCACACCGGCAACAUGUGGCUUCGCGCCAGGCCACAAUCAACAACUGCAAGAAACUCGCGGUCAUGUGCCAGAAGGAGAUGCAACGACGCGCCAUUCUCUUGCGGCGACAGGGCAGGGACGCCAACCUGCGGGCCAAGAAGAUGGCACGAGAGAUGGCCGUUUGGUGGCGAAAGCACGACAAAGAGCAGCGGGCGGCCCUCAAGAAGCGAGCUGCCGAAGACCGAAAGAAGAAGAAGGAAGAGGACGAAAGGAGGGAAGCACAGAGGCAGCAGAAGAAACUCAAUUUCCUCAUCACCCAAACGGAGCUCUACUCCUAUUUCAUCGGCAGGAAAAUGCCAGGCCAAGAGUCCAGCACAGCCACGGCCGAAGGCGUGCCUGCUCCUCCGCCGCCUCCGCCGUCGACUAUGGUCACUCCACGCGUCGUUGGCCGACAUCCACCCAAGGCAAUGCAGCAAGCCGCUCCAGAAGCCGAGGCCGAAGACGCUGACCUGGACCCUGAGCGCGCCAAGGAAGCGGCAGAGAUUGCCUGGAAGCGACAGAUGGACAAGACUGCUGAGUUUGACAAGGACCAACAGAAACUGCGAGAAGACGCCAUCAACUUCCAGGCCGAGGAAAAUCAGCAGCUCGCUCUGUCUCCAUCGAUCGAGACGAUCGAGAAGGGCACCCACGACGAAGGCGACCUCACCCACCCCUCCACAAUGCCCGCGGAGUUCAUCACCGUUCCCAAGAUGUUCCGAGGCAAACUCAAGAUGUACCAGCGGAAGGGUCUCAGUUGGCUGGUCAACCUCUACGAGCAGGGCAUCAACGGCAUCCUGGCAGACGAGAUGGGCCUGGGUAAGACCGUGCAGUCCAUUUCGUUCCUCACCUACCUGGCCGAGGUGAAGAACAUCUGGGGCCCGUUCCUUGUUCUGGCGCCUACCUCGACGCUCCACAAUUGGCAGCAAGAGAUCACCAAGUUCUGCCCCGCUCUCAAGGUGCUGCCGUACUGGGGCUCGCAGAAGGACAGGAAGGUCAUCCGUAAGUUCUGGAAUCCUCGCCACUUGAAUUCGCCUUUCCACGUGCUCAUCACCAACUACAACAUCGUUGUUCGGGACGAGUCCUUUUUCCACCGGAUUAAGUGGGAGUUCAUGGUGCUGGAUGAGGCCCAGGCGAUCAAGAGCGCUUCGUCGGCGCGAUGGAAGAGCCUGCUCUCGUUCUCGUGCCGCAACCGGCUCCUCCUCACUGGCACGCCCAUUCAGAACUCCAUGGCCGAGUUGUGGGCGUUGCUGCACUUCAUCAUGCCCACGCUCUUCGACUCGCACGAGGAGUUCACCGAAUGGUUCUCCAAGGACAUCGAGAGCCACGCCGAGAACAAGUCCGCGUUGAAUGAGCAUCAACUGAGCCGCUUGCACAUGGUUCUGAAGCCGUUCAUGCUUCGUCGACUCAAGACGGACAUCGAGUUCGAAAUGCCCAAGAAGUUCGAGGUGGAGGUCAGCUGUGGCUUGUCGCCCCGGCAGAAGGCUCUGUAUCGCGCCAUCAAGGAGAAGCUGAACGUGGCCGAGCUGCUCACCCACAGCUUUGGCGACACCGCCGCGACCAACAGCGACCUCAUGAACCUCGUCAUGCACCUCCGCAAGGUGUGCAACCAUCCGGAGCUGUUCGAGCGAGGCACGUACAGGUCGCCCUGGCAGUACCGGCCACCGGCCACCACCGAGCAGUACUCCACGCCACCCAAGCCCUCCCCCGUGAAGCUCCCCAAGCUCCUCUACCAAGAAUUGGACGGCGUGCAGGAGCUGUACAACUACCCGGGCCUCAUCCUCAGUCCAAGGAGCGCGGUGAUGCGAGACCACUUGGACAUAUUCUCUCCCGAACACAUCCACCACUCGCUCUUCCCCAAGAAUGCUCCCAGCAAAUACUCAGUGUCUUCGCUGUUCUCGUUCACGCGCUUUGCCGAUAUGUCGCCUGCGGAGCUGGCGUGGAUGGCGAAGAGCGGCGCGCUGGAGCGAUGGGCCGUCCACAUCAACCACACCAAACGACGGCACGAACGACUGGGCGCCAUCUACCCCCACUCGACCGUGUCCCUCUUCCCUUCCGCGCAACCGACCCACCGCCGCCGGGUCGGCAGCGGCGACAUCACGGUGGUCGAGGAAGACGAGAGCCGGGUGGCGCCGUAUUACUACCCCUCGGCGCCGAUCAACAACCGAGCGCUCCUCCUCCUUCCCACAAUUUUGAAUCCGUUGGCGACGUCGGACGCGCUGUUGAGACCGAUCGCCACGCGGCGGCUGGUGCUCACAUCGCAACGACAGCGGUUGGAGGAGAUGCGACCCACCAUCCACGCCAUUCGCUACUACAUGCCCAAGGUGACUCCCAUCAUCACCAUCACCAUCAUCACCAUCGCCAUCGCCAUCAUCACCAUCGAUGACGUCAUGACGUUGGCGGCGGCGGCACCCCAUGAGCUGUACACGUCGAUGAAGCGACAGGUCAACCAACAGCGAUCGCUCAUGUUUAACGACUGGGCCCAGCGGCUGCUGGUCGGCGAGGGCGCCUUCCGCGCGCCCACGAGGCAGCGCAAGCUGCCCCGGCUGCUCGAGGAGAUCAAGGCGCCGGCGCCGUUGCGCGAGGCCGAGGAGCAGGGCGAGGAGCUGCGCGAGGGCCUGCUCUCGCCGCUGUGGGUGUCGGACGUGGGCCAUCUCAUCGCCGACUCAAGCAAGAUGCAGGUAUUGGACAAGCUGCUGAUCAAGCUCAAGGCGGAGGGCCAUCGCGUGCUGUGCUACUCGCAGAUGACGAAGAUGAUCGACAUCAUGGAGGACUACCUCACCUUCCGCGGCUAUCGCUACAUCCGACUCGACGGCUCCUCCAAGCUCUCCGAGAGGCGCGACAUGGUCGAAGACUUCCAAUCCAACUCGGACAUCUUCGUGUUCCUGCUGUCGACAAGGGCUGGUGGUCUGGGCAUCAACCUGACGUCGGCCGACACGGUCAUCUUCUACGACAGCGACUGGAACCCGACCAACGACGCGCAGGCCAUGGACCGAUGCCACCGCAUCGGCCAAACCGAGGACGUGACGGUCUACCGACUGGUCACCACCGGCAGCAUCGAGGAGCGCAUCCUCAAGCGCGCCCAGGAGAAGAGCAAGAUUCAGAACCUGGUCAUCGCCGGCGGCGCGUUCGAUCGCUCCGCGCUCGCCAUCCGCCCACAAGAGAUGGUGUCGUUGCUGCUGGACGAAGAGGGCCAGAAGGCGCAGCAGGCCAUGGCCGAAGCGGCGGCGGGCGGCGGGGCCGAGGACAAGGGCAAGGAGAAGGUCGGCGGGCGACGACCCGGCCGGAAGCCGCGCGAGGGCAUCAUCAUGGCGGCCGCCAGCGGGUUCCGCAAGCGCGUGCGCCCGCCGGCGCCGAAGAAGGAACCCAACGCCGCCGCCGGUGCCGCCGGCGCAGCGCCUCCGCGCAAGCGAGCCAAGACCAAGAAGGAGGAGUCUCCGAACCCUGGCGACAACACCAACGCCAACGGCAAUGGCAACACGACCAAAGCGGCCGCGGCGGCGACAACGCCAGUGAAGAAGAAGAGGGCGCCGCCAGCCAAGCGGAAGGCGCCAACGACCCCCAACACUGCAAAGACUGCAGCCCCAGCGCUGGUGGUGCCAGAGGGAGAAAAGCCGCCUGAAACUUCAGCACCCUAA
Messenger RNA from Acanthamoeba castellanii str. Neff, 4470 nucleotides. RefSeq names its product SNF2 family Nterminal domain containing protein. Gene Ontology annotation, cellular component: Ino80 complex. Gene Ontology annotation, molecular function: ATP binding; DNA binding; histone binding. Gene Ontology annotation, biological process: DNA repair. The transcript is spliced from 34 exons. The coding region runs from base 1 to 4470 and encodes 1489 amino acids. NCBI's taxonomy places the organism in Eukaryota, Discosea, Longamoebia, Acanthamoebidae. The record is from RefSeq and is a predicted model, not a curated record.